Messenger RNA from Lytechinus pictus (painted urchin), 4771 nucleotides. Its product is annotated as glycine receptor subunit alpha-4-like. The record is from RefSeq and is a predicted model, not a curated record. Bases 1 to 1611 code for a protein of 536 amino acids. The transcript is spliced from 8 exons. Gene Ontology annotation, biological process: regulation of membrane potential; chemical synaptic transmission; nervous system process. Gene Ontology annotation, molecular function: chloride channel activity; transmitter-gated monoatomic ion channel activity involved in regulation of postsynaptic membrane potential; transmembrane signaling receptor activity. Gene Ontology annotation, cellular component: synapse; neuron projection; plasma membrane. Lineage: Eukaryota; Metazoa; Echinodermata; Echinoidea; Temnopleuroida; Toxopneustidae.
AUGGAAUCAGCCACGGCGAGAUCGCCUGACUCGCAGCCUUCAUCAGUGUCUAUGAGCGAGCCUGGUGGUGGGUUAGAUUGUAUGUCCGAGAUGUCAUCGCAGAGCGAUCCUCCUUCCGGUGGCGGUCAUGGUCUCAGCGGACCAUCCGCCAUCUUGCACGAAAUACUUCAAACCUAUGAUAGCAGAGUCAGGCCAAACUAUGGGGGAGCAGCUACGAAUGUCGCCUGCAGUAUCAAUAUCAUUAGUUUGGAUUCCGUCACUGAAAUUACGAUGGAUUUCGGAAUGACCAUCUUAUUGAAAGAAUACUGGAACGAUCCGAGACUGGCCUACGGAAAUAAAUCCGACUUGCCCUACCUAGGUUCCGGGAAAGACAUGAUAGAACAGAUCUGGGCUCCGGAUUUAUUUUUCGCCAACGAGAAACAGGCGAAUUAUCAUGACGUCACGCAACCAAACAGACUAGUUCGCAUCUAUCCAAAUGGAGACAUCUAUUAUAGUAUGAAAUUGACAUUGGUUCUCUCGUGUCGAAUGAAUUUUGAAGCUUUUCCCAUGGACAUGCAACGAUGCAAAACUGUCGUGGAAAGUUAUCAGAGUACAGAUAAUGAGUUAACGCUCGAAUGGAAGGAGCCCGAAGCAGUCGUCCUCAACACAGGCAUUAUGUUGCCUCAGUUCAGUGUUAUACCUGAACUCAGUCAUGGACCUUGCACCGAUCUAUUUUACACCACAGGCAACUAUUCGUGUAUCGAGUUCUCUUUCGUGCUCAUCCGGGAACUCACCUUCUACGUGGUGCAGGCCUACAUGCCUACCGCUCUCCUCGUCAUCAUCUCCUGGGUAUCCUUCUGGAUCGACAUCAGUCAGGCUGCCGCCCGGGUCUCUCUCGGCGUCACUACUAUCCUGACGAUGACCACCACCACGACAGGUUACGCUGGCUUCGCCGGCCUGCCUAAAGUUUCCUAUACGAAGGCCAUCGAUAUUUGGUUUGAUGCUUGUUUAGCUUUCGCCAUAGCCAGCUUAUUUGAAUACUCCGUCGUUCACUAUCUAUGGACAAAGGACAGAACAGAGAGACAAAGACAAAAAGUAUUGAGAAAAAGUAACAAAAAGUUUAAUUUUCCAAGCAGCUGUUUGGGCCGUCAAGAAAACGAGUCUCCAAACCACCAUCAUCGUCACCAUCAUUCGGCCCCGAGUGGUCGAUCAACCGACUACAUCGUCGCCAUCGACGAAAACAAGCCCUACCCGGACCCGCGAUUCGCCAAUUACAACUACGGACCGACCUACCGACCCGUCCGAAAUAACCAAUACCGCGCCAACUACGACGGCGACGCCGCCAGAAUGGAUUCUCUCGAUGAGGACGUGGAGCAUGGAGUAUCGUACACCCCGAACAACCGCAGAGACUGUCACGUCCCAGGAGAAAAAGAACACCCUGUUUUCUUUGGGCUCUUCAAGUCUUCUUCGUCAUCAUCUUCGCCUUCUCAGGGCUCGCAUCGGAGUUCCAAACUGCUGGCACUGCGAAUCGACCAAACGGCCCGCGUCUUCUUCCCCUUGACGUUCCUCCUCCUUUCCGUCGCGUACUGGUCGUAUUAUCUAAACAGGCGUUCGGUGUCUACUUUACAAUGAUGACGUAUGAUAGGUGCGUUUGCUGCUCAAACUUAUAUUAAGCGCUGGCAAAAGUUCCUGGACUAUUUAGACCAUUGUGAGCAUUUUAGUACAACCUUUCAAGACGCCUUCUAUCAGAUGUGUUCCAGCACCUGACAGCGCACAUCCCUCCCACAGUCGAGGACGUAGGAUCGAUGAUGUUAACAAAAGUUGAUUUUGACGGUGUCAUCAGGAUUCGCAAUUGAGAUAUUAAUGAAUGAUAAAAUGCAUAAGUGUCAUUGACUGAGGCUAUUGUCUCUUGAAGAGAUACAUAGGAAGGGUGGGAAAGGAUAAUCAAGAUAAUAGUCGAAAUAAGAGGAAGGACACUACAUAAUCGAAUCAACUGAAUGAUAGGACUUUGGUAAUAUGAGGAAAACUUCACAAACGAUGGAAUGACCUUGGCACGCGCUGCGAAUUUGAUGUUAGAAGACUCGGAAUAUCAAAGCGAUUUUACUCCCCGAUGUUAUUAUCCCAGUUGUUGGCCUACCACUUUGAUUUUCCUGAGUAUGUCAUAAAGAGGAAAAUGUCCAUGUGAAUUUGUAACCUGAACUCGAAGAAUCUGUUGUAUUUAACUGUAACCAGAUUGAUUCCUUUAUUUUGUCGAGAAAUUUAUACCAUUACACAUGAAAAGGUUAGCCAAAUUAAAUGACCAUACUAGUAGAAGGGGCCGGAGAGUGAUUAUUGAAUAGAAUAAAGUUGUUAAGAUUCUACCACCUUGUUUACACUUAUUUUGGUUUUGAGUGUUAAAUUAGUGUAAAGUGGGUCAUAUAAAUAUCUUGUAACCGGAUAUUGUUUGAAAAAGUUAGAUAUUGUAGUGACUGGAUCGGGAAAACCAGUGAACAGGUGCAUCUGUACAGGUACAUUUUCUCCAAUGAAUUGCUAACUGAUUUGAUUUCAUUGUCUCAGUUUCAUCAACCAAUAAAUUCAGUUUCCUCUAAAGCGCGCAUGCUUUUAAAAUAUCCCACCGUGUACAGAAAAUGGCACUGUCACCAUUUAAGUUGUACUGUAACCCUUUCUAGCCCUUUAAAAUGUCUUCAAUGACACUGGUCCUCUGAAAACACGUACAUUAAUACCAUUGAGAUGUAUUUCCUUUGGGCGUUAUUGAAUAAUAUCUCCAUACUUUGUGCAUCGUUUGAAAUUCAGCAAACCAUACGACAAAUAAAAUAGACUGCAUUUUGUCACAAAGGGCGCUUGCAGAAUAAUACCGUCCAUUUCCGAUUGAAACGCCAUUCCUUUUUCAAAUUUUAACUGAAGAGAAUAAAGAUAUCAUUUCUGUAAAACAAGUGCACGCAUAGUAACCAAAAAUGCAUAUAGCAUUUCCAUUUAUUUGAAUGUAGGAUAAAAAAGCACUAUCCAUUUCGCCUUGCUCGUGGUCAUGGGCAUAGGUGCCGUGGAGGGAAUCGAACCCAGGACUUUGUCUAUUCAGGCGCCUUUGGCACCUCGAAAUAAUUUUGCGAUAUCAAUGUCUUUUUGAUAACCCCGCUUUGGUAGGAAUCCUAUGAUAUAAGUUUGUUAAAUUGAAACUUGUGGAAACAAAAAUAUACAGAGUAGUAAGAGAAAAGCAACAAUAUCUCUUGAUCAAUGUUGUUUAUUGACCAUGCUGAUUGUCGGUGAUUAAAUCAUAAUUGACAUGAUAAGUAAGUUGUAACUAUAUAUGAGAUAUUCUUGUAAAUAUAUUCAUUAUAUCAUUAUUGCGAUGAUAUUAUUUUUAUGCUGUAAAUCAUAUUGAUGUUUUUCUAUUUCUUCCUUCUGCAUUAUCUUACAUUCUAUGCAUUCUCACUAUGCUCAUGGCUUACAUAAAUUUGAAAAUUAACCAAAUAUAAUGAAGUUAUGUUUAACACAAUUAGGGGGGCACCAGAGUAUUUGGAAGGGAAGAGGGCGGGGGGGGGGGCAAGACAGCCUGUCCCCCCCCCCCGAUUAUAAGGGUAUUAAUAGAGUUACACAACCUAUCUUUUCGAUAUUCCCUUUUCUUCUGUUUUUUUGUCUGUUGUUUCCCUUUUUCUCCUCUUCCUCGUUUUUUAAGACUCCUUCAAAAUUCAAAAGGGAGGGCGAUCGCCCCUGCCCUUGUAACAUACUUCGCCAACCGUUACUUUUUAUUCCACAUGUUCAUCGUGUUCAAUCUCAGCAGUAUUCAUUAAAUAUGUUGAUGGGGCUCUAAGACUACGCCUCCUCACAAUCCCAGUCCAAAAUAAUGAAAAAAAAAUUCUAAACAAAGGAAAUGCAAAUGGCAAUUCACAAAGUAAUUAUAUACAUUAUAUUUUACUUCCUGUGACAUUACAAUAUGUACAAUAAUCACCUCUGAUGAGAAGUUGGUUAUUAGUGAAAGAAGAAAACUUUAAAGAAAAAUAUCGAACUUUGUCGGAAAUCCAUAAAAAAGAAGACAUAUAGCUACUUAAGUUUGUUAGAUAUAUUCACGCAUCUUCCCAUAAAGUCAUGUUAAUAUAAAUUCCACAAAUUUAUAAUUGCAUUUGCCUAAAAUGGUUGAUUUGUUUCUCUCUUAUGCGAUGAUAAUGUUUGAUAAACGCAGGUAAAACAAUAUCCGAUUUUCUGAGAAAUUUGCAUUUUAUGGAAUCUAUAUUGAAUGACAUAUGGGGUAGAUGCUUGCAUGCGAAAAACCUUUCCAAAUCUAUACAAAACUUUACAAAUCUGUGAAAUAUUUGACGGCCUUUCCACCUUCAUAAAUUCAUUUUUGCUAUUACUCAAACCAACCGUGUUUUUUACAUCAAGAUGUUAUCAUAAAAAUUGUAAACUUGGAAAUGCAAUCGCAAAGGAUCGUAGCGUUAGUCUACGUUAUCAAAAUCAUAAAGAAAACUUACAAAAAUAAUUUUAUCAAAAUUGAAUGAAUGAUCGAAAAUCCAUUAUGAGUAUAACUUUCAGCUGACCAUUUUGGUUCCACUGAUAUGCAUGCAUUUGAUGGUCUUAAAUCACAAUUACUGGGAAAAUACUGUAUAAAGAAUGUGUAUAUUUGUUUUAUCUUUAUUAUAUUAUGUUAUUGUAUUUGAUUUGCAUUAUCAUCUGAUUUAUACCCCUGUAUUAAAGCAUGUAAUAUUGUACCUUCUUUUAAUAUUAUCUAAUUUCAAUAUUGUUCCAAAUUCUUGCAGGAGUGCUAAGUUUGAUUAAAAACCGUAAGUCUUGCAACUAC